Messenger RNA from Nymphaea colorata (pocket water lily), 3092 nucleotides. RefSeq names its product probable inactive receptor kinase At4g23740. The transcript has 4 exons. The record is from RefSeq and is a predicted model, not a curated record. The coding region runs from base 808 to 2670 and encodes 620 amino acids. Gene Ontology annotation, biological process: protein phosphorylation. Lineage: Eukaryota; Viridiplantae; Streptophyta; Magnoliopsida; Nymphaeales; Nymphaeaceae. Gene Ontology annotation, molecular function: ATP binding; protein kinase activity; protein binding.
GUUUUGAGCUGCCGAUACGGCAGAAGAACCGGGUGGCGUCUCUGUAACGGUUACGGUGUCUGUGUGUGUGUGUCAGUAUGUGUGAGUGUUUUGUGUGUCUGUGUGGCGUGGGCGUGUUGUUAGUCACGCCAUUCGCUAGUUUUACGCCGCCGAUACGAUGCGAACCGGGCGGCGGAUCUUAACGAUUCUGGCGUCGGCGUUGCGAAGUUUGCGCUUCGAAAGAGAACCAAGUUCCGUUAAUCGUUGACUUUAGCUUCAGUAAACCAUUUGAAGAAGUGACUAGGAGGGUGAUAGGCGGAACGUCUUCUGAUUGAGUUAGAAUUUCCCCAUUGCUGGUGUAGCCAUUGGAUCGGCGAGUUUAUGCUCUGAUCUUACGGAAGUCCGAAGCGAGUGGAUUCUCAGUGUCCAGACCUCAUAGGUGUGAGCCCAUCGGCGUCGAGACUCAAACGUCAUACCUCACGCAGAUCUCCCGUGGUCAUGCUUCUGUUAGUUGAACGAAGGUAGCUGUUAAAGUUAGAAGUGGUUUGGUGGAAGUAUUGGUUGCUGUCUGACUAUUUCGAGCCUGAAGAAGGCCGUACGUCGUCUCGUCGGUCUAAAUAUUGCUGUUUUUUCGGAUUCCUGAUUCAAUUGCAAAAAACUCAUCUGUCGCCAGUAAUCUUGAUAAGGAAGGACUCGUUCUACACUAUUGACGUGUGGGCUAUGAUAACAAGUGAAAAUCAGCAAUAGGCAUACGCAGUAGAUAUGCUUGUUCUGAAUCCUGUAUAUUGAGGAAAAGAGGCCGUAAUUUUACUCGGUGAAUUGAUUGCUAUGGGCUGUUCAACAUCCUUCUUAUUUGUAGCUCUGUCGCUCGGAUUUCUUAUAGGCCAGGCAAGUUGUGAUCCUAUUGAAGACAAGAAUGCAUUGCUUAACUUCAUCAGUAACAUGCCUCAUGUCAGAAAUCUUAAUUGGUCCCCAACCACCCAAGUAUGCAACAACUGGGUUGGAGUAAUUUGUACUGCAGAUGAGAGCAACGUGAUGGCGCUUCGGCUGCCAGGCAUAGGAUUGACUGGUCCGAUCCCACCAAACACUCUCAGUCGCCUGUCCAAACUGCAGAUCCUAAGUCUCAGGUCCAACAGCAUAACUGGCCCCUUUCCUAGUGAUUUUGUAAACCUGACGUCUCUGGUUUCUCUCUACCUUCAAGGUAACAAUUUAUAUGGACCCCUGCCUUCUGAUUUCUCACCAUGGAAGAAACUUGUUCUUUUGAAUCUCGCUGAGAACAACUUGAACGGUACAAUACCUUCUUCUCUCUCAAAUCUCACGGAACUUGCAGGUUUAAGCCUACAGAACAAUUCACUUUCUGGAAACAUUCCAGAUCUUAACCUGCCUAAUUUGCGACACUUGAAUUUGGCCAACAACCGUCUAAAUGGAACUAUACCAAAAUCUCUUCAAGGGUUCCCAAAUUCAUCGUUUGCAGGAAAUGAUCUUGUUUUCAACAGUACCCCUCUCAGCCCAGUUUCUCCCCCUAAUUCCUCACCAGUUCUUCCCCCUUCCCAGAAGUCAAAAAAAUUCGGGAAUUCUGCUAUCUUGGCUGUUGCCGUUGCUGCUUGUGCGUUGGUAUUUGUCACAUUUGCUACCCUUAUGGUUGUUUGCUUAAGGAAAAGGAAUGGAGAUGUUCCUACAGAGAAAAAUCCAAAGGGCGGGAAGAAGGUAGAGAAAGAGGGGAAAAAGGAAGAGGAUUAUCAUGGAGAAAAAAGUAAGCUGGUUUUCUUUGAGGGCUCUUCCAUGGAAUUUGAUUUGGAGGACCUAUUAAGGGCUUCUGCUGAAGUUUUAGGUAAAGGUACCUUUGGUACGGCAUACAAAGCUGUCCUAGAGGAUUCAACUGCAGUGGUUGUGAAGAGGUUGAAAGAGGUGGUGGUAGGAAAGAGAGACUUCGAACAGCUGAUGGAAGCAGUAGGAAGCAUAAGGCAUGAGAACGUGGUUCCUCUAAGGGCCUACUAUUACUCUAAAGAUGAGAAGCUGUUGGUUUAUGAUUAUUUCAGCGAGGGAAGCUUGGCGGCACGGUUACAUGGGAAAAAAGAUGGUGAGAAAUCUCCAUUUCAGUGGGAUUUGCGUGUCCGAAUUGCUCUGGGAGUGGCGAGGGGCAUAGCUCACAUCCAUGCAGAGAGUGGUGGACGGUUUGUCCAUGCCAACAUAAAGUCGUCCAAUAUCUUAAUCCAUCCAAGAUACUAUGGAUGCAUAUCAGAUUUUGGCCUAUCAUCGCCUGUCAUCCCAGUAUCCCCUGUGCACACACGAUCAGUUGGAUAUCGAGCUCCAGAGGUGAUGGAGAUGCGCAAGCCAACGCAAAAAUCAGAUGUCUACAGUUUUGGCGUUCUGCUUCUUGAGCUUCUCACUGGAAAAUCUCCCAUUCAUAUUCCAGGUUCGAGUAAUGCUGGGGGAUGUGAGAUAAUUGAUUUGGCUAGAUGGGCACAAUCUGUUGUACGGGAAGAAUGGACAGCUGAGGUUUUUGAUAUUGAGUUGAUGAAAUGCCCUGGGAUUGAAGAAGAGCUAGUGCAGAUGCUGCAGAUAGCGAUGGCCUGUGUUGCAAGAGUGCCAGACCAGAGACCCAAGAUGGCAGAUGUAGUGAAGAUGAUCGAGGAUGUUCGGCAAUUUGACUCUGAGAACCCACCAUCUUCGGAUUCCCGGACGCCAUGAAGGCAUCAGCCUCAUUUUAAUUGAUGUUUACUUGAGUUCAUUCUCCUGCCUUGGCUAAAACAAGUGCAGAUCAUGUUUUCCUAGGGAUACUACUGAUCUGAGAAAAGAGCUAGUGGGCUUUUCUAGUGGUUUGUGCGGCUGCUGUUUGUAGAGUGUCUAGAAUGCCAUUUGGCCUUCGUAGGUCUGAGGCCACUUGAUUCUGAUCUAUUUGUUCUUCUGGAGAUUUGGGGGGCUCAGAUCUCUUUCGUGUUGCCAAGGGACAACGAAGCUACCCCUCGCUGCCUCUUCUCAUUCUUCGUCCUAUUUUAUUUUCUCUCGUUGUAAUUUAGUCCUUCCUGCAAUUGUUUGUUGAUCGUCUCCUGAGGAUAAAUUUCUGAAAUAAACCGAAAUGGGAUCGUAAAAUUUGUCUUCGAAGUUGAACA